UUCCCCGUCAAAAAUUUACCCAAAGUAUCGAAAAGUAUUUUCGUUUUUUCGAAUACUCCAAAUCAAAUCUGUUAUGUAAUCAAUUUCGAUCUCUUCCCUAAUUAUCACCCAAAAAGUAUCGCAUCCAAUUUACUCCAAAAACAAAUCUAUUGUAGGUGGGAUUCAUGAUCUGGUUACAUACUAAAAAAAGAAAAUGAUGAAUUUUAGGAACUUUGAUGAUUUCUGGGCUUUUUAUAUGAGUCAACACUCUAACCCAUGUACAAGGCGUUGGCACUUUGCGGGUACUCUGAGUGGAAUUAUAAUCUCAAUUUACUCUUUAUUGUUCAAUUGGAGAUUCUUCGUUUUGGCACCAUUAGUUGGUUAUGGAUUCGCUUGGUAUAGCCAUUUCUUUGUAGAAAAGAAUGUUCCUGCAACAUUUGGUCAUCCGAUUUGGUCAUUUUACUGUGAUUUCAAGAUGUUUGGAUUAAUUCUUACUGCUCGAUUGGAUGGAGAAAUUAAGAGACUUGGUAAACGACCUGUUCUGCAUUCUUUCUGAUAUAUUUUUUUUCACUUUUAUUUAUUUAUUGUACAUAUAGCUGUAUUAUUGUUAUGUUUACAAUCUUAUUAUGAAUGGGUUAUUUCAAUUUAUUAUA
Spinacia oleracea (spinach) is the source of this 632-nucleotide messenger RNA. RefSeq lists its product as uncharacterized. Lineage: Eukaryota; Viridiplantae; Streptophyta; Magnoliopsida; Caryophyllales; Amaranthaceae. The transcript has a single exon. The record is from RefSeq and is a predicted model, not a curated record. The coding region runs from base 194 to 535 and encodes 113 amino acids.